Messenger RNA from Lobosporangium transversale, 3069 nucleotides. RefSeq lists its product as hypothetical. The record is from RefSeq and is a predicted model, not a curated record. NCBI's taxonomy places the organism in Eukaryota, Fungi, Mortierellomycota, Mortierellomycetes, Mortierellales, Mortierellaceae. The coding region runs from base 158 to 2860 and encodes 900 amino acids. The transcript has 2 exons.
UUUUUCACUCCUUUGACUUUCUUUUCCUUUACCCGAUUUUAUGAUCCAUAUCGCUUUCCCUUACCACCCAAGCGCUAGCAACGCUCUUUUAUUGUUUCAUCCAAUCAACUCUUGAGCGACUUUAUUACUUUUGCUUGAAUCCUUCCAUUCCAACAAUAUGUUGGUCGUGUCUGCGCACAUGCCCUUCUCCGAGGUUUACUCCACAGUUUCGCGCUGGGCCCUAUUCUUCUCCAUUAUCUUUCCUCCAGUACAUGCUCUCGGGCUUGAGACUUCCGCCUCCUCCCCGAGUCCCAACCACGAUUGUCCCCACUAUCACCAUAAAAUAGGCCUCCAUCGCUUCAGCUCUGCGUAUUCGUUGAUAGUCUAUCUUGACCCGACUCAUGCCUCUUGCUUACCUUUGUCAGCUGCAUUCCCCUAUGUAUUGAAUGAAGACCGAGACAAGCAAUUGUUACCAUUGCGGACGCGUUCCUCUAGUGUUAUUGAAAAUGUUGUUAGUCAAUCUUUGAUUAGCUCUCCGUCACGACGCAAGAAAACUAUCAAUCGUUGCCAACGUCUCCCAUGUAAGGAGUCAGUCGCAUCACACCCAUCAUCAGCACAACUACAGCAUUAUCACCAACGACAUCAUUGUUACUGCCAGAGACAGAGAAAGGAAAACGGAAGAGAGACAGAGGAAAUGAAUAGGGAUCAGGCUCCGACUGCUACGCAUCAGCAUCAACCUAAGGACAAAAAAGAGCAUUUUCCAAUUUCGGCUAAUUUUUCUCCUAAUUGUCACUGGGAUACGAACUCAGCCCAGGAUCAACAUCAAAAGUACUGCAUUAGUGUGCUCACAGAUACAUCAACAGAUAUGAUCACAACCCCAGUUUAUAGUCGAGAGCACCCUCAUCAGAAGAGAAAGAUGUCUGACAAUAAUAUCAGAAGAAUCAAUGUGAGGAUGGAGCAGGGUAAACUAACAAUGACUAGAUCCUUCCUCCAUCAGUUUCUGAGUCCACCGUCAUUAUCUGCUAUGAAACCAUCUCAGAAUCAAAGUCGGCAGCAAGGACGGAUGACCUGGCUGGAUGUUUUUUUAGACAAGAAUCCAUCUUUUGUCUCGCCUCAGCAAGAACGUACGGUGAAUCCAGCACAGAGCUCGAAGCAUGUUACUCGAUAUUGUCAAGAUGAAGAAAAUGGCCGUAGGGUUGAUUCAGAUAUUUUCCGGCAGGACCGUCCAUUCAGUUCAAGUCAUAAUGCUUUUCCACUCGUUGGUACCUCUCUUCAAUCAUGUCCCCAGCAUUCAGAUUCAAAGCGACGGAUAGAGCGAAGGGAUAGUGCUCAUUAUAAAGACUGGGACUCAGAGGUUCUGGUUUCUUCAGUGCCUUUGAUCAAUACUUUCAACCGAGUACUUGUCCAACUAGGCUUACGUCCAACUGCUGGAACAGAGUCGAAUCUACUUCAUGGGUCAGCCAACAAGGUUAUUAGUUCGUUACCUUCAUGGCGUGUUCAACCUCAUGCGGAUCGCAUGGCUCCAGAAGCCGUGUCGGUCAAGGAUGGUCAGAAAGAAGCGAAAGGAAUGGCCUCGACACCGUUUUCGCCUCUUUAUACUUCAUCACUCUUGAAGCAACAAAAAGCCAUCUUCACUACCACUGCUACCAGAACCACGAAACACUCUGAGAAUGUCAAAAUGGAUGCUGAAGCAAAAAGAGAAAUGAAAGGCGAAGGUCCAGAAGUAAAAGCAGGUACAGAAGAUACCUGUGAACCCGAUGGGCCCACGAUGUUUACUGUACCCACACAAGGACCAAAUCUGCUCCUCAAUAAGCAGAUCACUAUGGAUCGUGUGUUUGUUCAUUGUAAAAGUAGUGGUACCGACAAUAGUAACGGCAAUGGUAUCCAGACUUACACUCGGCGUGUUGUGCGGCGAAUUUCUUCCUUUUCGCCUUCAAAGUUUGCACAGGAUGCCACGAUCUUGGCCCAAGAUGACAGUAUGGCAGGAAAACUGGCCAUGGUGGUGAUGAGCACUGUCUGUGGAGUAGGUGUUGGGAUGUUUGGUGCUCUGCUUUUUGUAGUAGCGCUCAAAGUUCGACUCUUUCAGGUCCGUCGACGUGAAAGACAGCAAAGAGAUAACGGAGGGGAGCUUAAUGCGCAUGCGGCAGCAGCAGAACAGCAGCAGCAAUUGAUGCAUGGGUAUGGAUACAAACGUGUUAUUCCAAAAGGCUUCCUUGAUAGCCUUGGUAUCCAGACUGUCCUCCACACCUCGACUACCACAAUGACGACCACCACCCUUGUGUCCCAGCUAGAAAUAAGAAAUGCGAAGUUUGUGAAGGCCAAACUGGGAUUUGCAGAGAACGUGAUUGAGAUGGAGGAAGGCUUUGAGGAUAUGGUGACGCGCCACAAUGCGCGACGAGAGCGAAUGAGGACUCGGACAAACCAUCUUUUCGUCCAAGAGGAAGGAGGUGCGUCGACUAUUAGCACCACUUCACUCAUGCCCACCUCGGUAUCGUCUGCGAUAUCUCUAUCGGUUUUACAUCCAACCGAUGAUCUGACCAGCAGCAGCGGUACAAGUAGUGGCGCCAACAAUAUUGCGUCUUCUACCAUGUUUAAUGAGGAUAAAGAUCGGAUACAUGACAUAGGCAAAUCGCAUGAUGAUGAAGGAGAAGGAGGUGGAGAAGGCAUUGAUGUCAAAGAGAAAAGUAAGCUUCCAUUUGCGAAUGCAAAUGCACAGACAAUGUGUUCGAUCUGCUUGGGGGAUUAUGAAGUUGGAGAUCAAGUGCGAACACUGCCAUGCUACCAUCGGUACCACGUGGCAUGCAUUGAUCCAUGGUUGUUACAGGUUGCAUCACUAUGUCCUAUCUGCAAGCAAGAUCUGUGGCCUGGACAUUCGUCCUAGUAAACUGCUUUGAGCUAGCUGUAGUUUUUGCAGUGAUGUCCAACAUUACUUAUCACAUCCAUCCAUUUGAUGCAUCUGGUGCAUUUGAUGGAGAAUUUUUUUUAUAUUUUAUUUCCGACUGCUCAGAUGAGUUCAUGAAGCUGAAAUAUGAACCAUGUACCAGUAAAAAAAGCCAAUCAAAAACCUUUGACUGGUAUGUGGAGCAAAAA